This is a messenger RNA of Paracoccidioides brasiliensis Pb18, 1182 nucleotides long. RefSeq lists its product as uncharacterized. The transcript has a single exon. Bases 1 to 1182 code for a protein of 393 amino acids. The record is from RefSeq and is a predicted model, not a curated record.
AUGAAGAUGCUUCACACAUUUUCUCUGCGGAUCAAUCAUGAGCCACUGGCACUUAUCAACCCUGAGAAUUCUGAUGUUAAUGACGAUACGGAUGUUGAUAGAAUUAGAGCUGAACCUGGUUUCUCCGCUUUUGUUCUAAUAUCACUCUUAGCAUCUCUGCCAGAAACAUGCACCAAUCUCGAAAUUGACACCUCAGGUUUUGAAGUUUACAGUAGUGGCGAUCACUUAUGUCCGCAUAUAGCAAAGCUGCUGCCAAACCUCACCCACCUGCGCUUACGCAUCCGCCAAUUGUGUUCUGGGCUCAUAAACCUGUCAUCCCAAAGCUCCUGUCCCCAAUAUCCAGGAGUGUUGCAGCCCGCUCUAUGCCCAAAACUUCGCUCAUUGAUUAUUAAUAUGGAGCUCUCCAGCGUUCUCCAAGGGGGAAUGUCACGCUGUCCCCUUCCACCAGCGCCAUCCCCAUCACGUUCAACUGGAAAGGAAAUCCACACUGAAACGGACCUGCAAACAGAUCUCUCCCUCCAGUUACUUGUCUGUCUCAAGAGAAAAAAUUACUUCCCGGUCUGUGAGAGGAUGGAAAUCAACAACCCUAUCUACUUGGGUGUCCCGCCGUGGCACCACAUUCGCCAAACAGACAUCAAGAAUUGUAAGACGAACAUUUCAUCGUUCAUCCCGCUCCCUAGCUACAUUGAAGGUGUCUGGAAACGUGGAACACACCGCUGCUUUCCGCCCGCAUUAGGAACGGCAAGGGCAAAAACAGGAGCAGCAGAUAGCAUAAUUAUAUCACCAUGGUCCUCCCAUACCCGCGAACACACGGAUAAUGCUUGGUUGUCUACAUCUGAGGGAGCAAGUUUUCCCAACACUACAGAUCACCACAUGCUCUCCGUGUUCGAUGCGAACGACUACCACAUGCUCCGCGUGGAUGACGAGGAUCGGAAGAAGUAUCCCUACCACUGCUCGCUUGCAGCGUAUACCAAGGAGAUGACAUCGCGGUGGAAAAAUGAGACCAGGAGAACGGCAGAGUCUCAUCCUAUAUACCGGGAACUCUGUGAAGUGGAUGUAUCGGAUCUCAUGGCGCAGACAUAUCACACUCUUCGUCUAAUUCCGUGUGAACGGUUUACGUUUCCGGAGCCAUUGCCAGAACAGUGGUAUAAUGAGAGGACGCGGUUCUCGCUUGGAUAUUAG